Pollicipes pollicipes is the source of this 1424-nucleotide messenger RNA. RefSeq names its product Probable tRNA N6-adenosine threonylcarbamoyltransferase Tcs3 (gene Tcs3). The record is from RefSeq and is a predicted model, not a curated record. Gene Ontology annotation, cellular component: EKC/KEOPS complex; cytoplasm. Gene Ontology annotation, biological process: tRNA threonylcarbamoyladenosine modification. Lineage: Eukaryota; Metazoa; Arthropoda; Thecostraca; Pollicipedomorpha; Pollicipedidae. Bases 322 to 1329 code for a protein of 335 amino acids. The transcript is spliced from 9 exons.
UUGGUAUAUUAUAGGCAGACCCCGCGAACCAGUCAUUUUUUUUACAUAUCGACAUCUAGCGUUGUGAGUGACGGAUGAAGUGUUAAAGUUCUCCGACAGGGGGUGCAUCAGGCGACUUGUAAAUACGAUUGACUUAGUUUCAAGACCCUAGUCAGUUGAUGUCUCGGGGAAGUGGCGUUGGCAGGUGAUAUGCUUUCUCAUGCAAGCUAAAUGGUUAGGUCUCAGGCCUUUGAAGGUUUCAGGUAGCUGAGAGUGGACACUGGACCAACAGUUUGGCAGUGAAUGAACUUUAAGAAGUGUUAAGCUGGAACAGUAUUCACAAUGGUGGUGGCAAUUGGAUUUGAGGGUUCUGCAAACAAGAUUGGAAUUGGAAUAAUCAAGGAUGGUGUGGUUCUUUCAAACCCCCGCCACACUUACAUAACUCCUCCUGGUGAAGGGUUUCAACCAAGUGCCACAGCAAGACAUCAUCAGGCCCAUGUUUUGGAUGUCCUUCAGGAGGCUUUAGAUUCAGCAAAGGUUGCCCCCACUGACAUCGAUGUGGUGUGCUACACCAAGGGGCCGGGCAUGGGGGCGCCGCUGGUGUCGGUGGCGGUGGUGGCCCGGACCGUGGCCCAGCUGUGGCAGGUGCCCAUCGUGGCUGUGAACCACUGCAUCGGCCACAUCGAGAUGGCGCGCCUGGUGACGGGCGCCGACGACCCCACGGUGCUCUACGUCAGCGGGGGGAACACGCAGGUGAUAGCAUACUCGCAGCGUCGCUACCAGAUCUUCGGCGAGACGAUCGACAUGGCGAUCGGCAACUGCUUCGACCGGCUCGCUCGGCUCCUGAAGCUCUCCAACGACCCCAGUCCCGGCUACAACAUCGAGCAGAUGGCCAAGCGGGGGAAGCGACUCAUCCGCCUGCCGUACACCGUGAAGGGCAUGGACGUCUCGUUCAGCGGCAUGCUCUCCUUCAUCGAGGAGCGCCUGGCCAAGUGGCUGGCUGGCGAUUACACGCCAGAGGAUGUGUGCUUCUCGCUGCAGGAGACCGCCUUUGCGAUGCUCGUCGAGACGACUGAGCGGGCCAUGGCGCACACGGGCAGCCAGGAGGUGCUGAUCUGCGGCGGCGUCGGCUGCAACCUGCGCCUGCAGGAGAUGAUGCGGCUCAUGUGCGAGGAGCGCGCCGCCACGCUGUUCGCCACCGACGAACGGUUCUGCAUCGACAACGGCGCGAUGAUUGCCCAGGCGGGGUACGUCAUGUUCCGGUCCGGCACCACGACGCCUCUGGACGAGACGUCCUGCACGCAGAGGUACAGGACGGACGCAGUAGAAGUGACGUGGAGGGAUCCGUAAUGGUGCGCUGCCCGUCGCAAGACAUUGCCAUCUUCACUGUGAUCAUCACGAGCGGUGUCGUUCUGACCGCCCUAAUAGAGUCACGUUUUGGUUGA